Pocillopora damicornis (cauliflower coral) is the source of this 2185-nucleotide messenger RNA. RefSeq names its product protein DGCR6. The record is from RefSeq and is a predicted model, not a curated record. Lineage: Eukaryota; Metazoa; Cnidaria; Anthozoa; Scleractinia; Pocilloporidae.
GUCGCUCUUCCAAUUGAGUUUUGCCUGACUGUUUUUGUCUCCCUCUUGACCAUCAAAACUCCAUAUUUCCCUUUCAAAAUGUCCUACUUUUAUGGCAGUGGUGGGGGACAAAGGCAACCAAAAUGGAAUUAUCAAACAAAUCUAGAUCCAAAUCUACUGGCCACAGUUCGAGAUGAAAUGCUUCGAAAAGAGGAGGAGUACCGGAAGGAACAACAGCGGAUUGAAGCGGAACAAAAGAAACUAACAAGUUAUCUGACCCAACUUCAAGCCAUGGUUCGAGAUCUGCCUGGUACCUACAAAAACAAAUUCACUUAUGAUGUACUAUCAGGAAUUGCAACUUGUCUUCUUGAUGGAACAGUAUUUGAGAUUGUAAAGGGACUGGAAGACAUACAGCAACUUACUGAAAGAAACUUACUCAACAAAAGAAUGAAAUUAGUCAAUUUGCAGAAAGCUCAGAGGAUGCAGAUGGCCAAGAAACAUAAAGAUGCCAUUCAGCAAUGUGAGCAACGGCCUCAUAAUCUGCCUCUGGUAGAGGCAUCAAAUACACAAGAAAAGAAAGCUUUGGAAGAAAAGUUAGAGGCAGAAGUGCUUCAAGUUGAUCAGAAAGUAGUCCUUGAGUUGGACCAGAUUGUUUGUGACCAACAAGCAACCCUCCAAAGAGCUGGUGUGCCCAUGUUUUCUAUAACAAACAACCCUAAUGAAGUUCGCCUUCAGAUGUAUAUACUGGAUUUUAUACAGCGAAUGGAACACACUCCCAGUUAGUGGCUACAUUUCUUGGAAAGACGCAUUUGGAACAUGUAUUCUUGGUAUGACUAGUUGAGUUCAAGUUUUUCAAGUAGCAGUUCAACUUUCUUUUUGCAUCAGAUACAUAAAAAGAUGUUAAAUUUUUGAGAGAACAAAUGCUACCCACCCACACAGUAUUCAUUACAUCUUGCCUGUCUGAAGUGUCACCAUAUAAAGCUCAUAGUGAAAAUCUUCUCAUAGUGGUUUCCUUAGAAUGAUCUGAACAUUGUAGUUCACAUGAACUUGAAAGGAGAAUUUCUUUGCUGAUCUUUCUUGGAUCUGAUCAAAAGAAAAAAUUUGAAGCCUUCUUUCCUAUACGUUCCUGUAACAGGAAAAAUUUUUUCCACAGCAAAAUACACUCAAACUCACCAAAUUUUUUUUAAUAAUAAGAAAAAAAUGGGUGACCAACCUUGAACAUUUUCAUGACAACAUUUCAUCAACAACUCUAUUUGCAUUUAGACAAUAUAUUUUAAUUCCAAUGUAAUGUAGCCUUUAUACAUAUACACUACAGUGUACAAAUAACUGCUAUUGUUAAAUUAAAUAAAUACAAAUUAACCCUGAGCAAAUUUACAAGUGCUUAUUUAAGUAAUUGAUUUCAAUUAAAUAUUGAUAUUAAAAAAAUUAAAAAAAAAAAGCCAAAGUCUGUUGAGGCCCCAAGGGAAAACAUUCAUAUUGUUCCAUAACCAAAUUGUGAUCUAGUAGAGUAUAACUUUAGCAACAGCUCGACUAAGGUGUCUAUGACAUUGGAAAUAAGAAAAUCCAAGAUGAUUAGAGAUUUCACUGUUUCCCAGCCAUUUCAGAUUUUGUCAAAUAUAUCUGGAAAGCACCAGGUGUUUGUUUGGAUGGAUUACAUAUUCCAGUCUAUGUGACUCAGGUGUGCUGGAGCUAAGCAAGUAGAAGAACAAACUAUUGAUCUUGAUCUUCAAUGACUAUUGAGCUCCGAAGAGAAGUUGGGUGCACCAGGAAAACAGAAACCCUUCCAAAGUUUCCCAAUAUCUUGCCAACCAGCCCAGACAACUGAGAAUGUCUAUAAUUUCAUGUUUUCAUCAGUUGGAGAACUCUGGAAGGGUCUGGAAAUGGUGAAAUCAAAACUGCAUUUAUCUGGGAUUUUUUCCAAACUGAGGAUGUCUAUCAUUUUGAGUUUCCAUUAGUUGGGAAACUCUGGAAUGGUUAGAAAAUGGUAAUAAAUCCUUAGCUGACUGGGAUUUUGCCAACAUACAAAAGCCAGCCUUAGGUAGAAUUCUCCUGCUGAAUCACAAUGGCCCAAAAUGUUAUUUAUUCAGAUGUGGAGAUUUACAUCUUAUUACUGCUACUUACAACUAUUCUCCAUCUGUUACCUUUUUUUUUUUUUUUUAUUUUUUCAAAAACCCUUAGCUCUACUUUUCCCCUGUAUAAAGUAAAG